Lachancea nothofagi CBS 11611 is the source of this 2499-nucleotide messenger RNA. NCBI's taxonomy places the organism in Eukaryota, Fungi, Ascomycota, Saccharomycetes, Saccharomycetales, Saccharomycetaceae. The record is from the annotation of a GenBank genome assembly.
AUGGCUGAAACCUCAAUUACUAGACAGCGGUUGGGCCACCUGCUGCUGAAAUUUCCAUAUGAGUGUUUGGGAUUGGACCUGAGCGGGGUGGCACGAGGGAAAUACAUCAGGGUUGUUUUGGAGCACCUAUGGCGACUUAUACGAAACCCUAAUUCGGCUCUGAAUCACCGCAAAAGAGCACAGGUCAUCUUGAUCACAUUGGCAUUCUCAGCCACUACCGCUGCAUCAGGGCUUGGGUACGUGGUUUAUGGGCUCAUUUCCAGGCUCAGGGCUGACAGCUUCAAUAAGCGGAAACCAAUCAUGAGGCGGACGCGGUCUCAGGUAAUGCUCGAUAACGGCGCCAGGGUCAUGUACGUGCCCUACGAGGAAAAUGUUAACAACAAGAAAAGAAUCCUUAUAAGACCCAAAAAUGACGACAUGUACGAGCAUGACAAGUUUCUGUUCAAGUAUUUCGGCAAGAACAAGGUGUCUCAGGUUUUUUACUCCAAAUUCAUCAGCCAGCUGAGCAUUAUUUACCGAAUCCUCGUGCCCAAAUUUACAGAUCGCAAUUCUUUUUUGAUCACUUUCCAGAUCUUUUUCCUCAUUAUGAGGACCUGGCUAUCGCUAUUUGUCGCCAGAUUGGACGGCCAGAUAGUCAAGGACAUCAUUUCAGGUAAGGGAAAGAAAUUUCUGGUCGAUUUGCUUUGUUGGUUUCUGAUUGCAUUUCCAGCGUCAUAUACCAAUAGCGCUAUCAAGUUUUUGCAACGCAAGCUGAGCUUGAACUUCAGAAUAAACCUUACCCGUUACAUUCAUGACAUGUACUUGGACAAAAGACUGGCGUUUUACAAACUAACAUUUGAUAGCCAGGCUUCAAGUUCAGUCAUUGCUAAUAUUGAUAAUUCCAUCACUAGCGAUGUGACUAAGUUUUGCGACGCUAUCUGCUCAGUUUUCGCCAACAUUGCUAAGCCUGUGAUAGAUUUGAUCUUCUUUUCCGUCUACUUAAGAGACAAUUUGGGUACAAUUGGUAUUGGUGGUAUAUUCGUGAACUACUUUAUCACAGGUUAUAUUUUGAAGCGCUGGACGCCACCUCUUGGAAUGCUUGUUAGUAAGCGUUCGGCGGCAGAAGGGGAUUACUACAAUUAUCACCUAAAUUUGAUUAACAACACCGAAGAAAUUGCGUUUUACCAUGGAACUAAAGUGGAGCGCACAAAGGUGAACGCUCUAUACGAUUAUCUCAUGGACCAGAUGCUUUUGGUGGAUCGAGUGAAAAUCAACUAUAACAUCCUAGAGGAUUACGUGUUAAAAUACACUUGGUCUGCAUUAGGCUAUAUAUUCGCUUCCAUUCCCAUUGUGGUCACAACUAUUACCACCGGAGUAAACAAUGAAGAGGUCAAUAUGCGUGAAUUUAUUGUAAACAAGCGACUAAUGUUAUCGCUGGCCGAUGCUGGUAGUAGAUUAAUGCACUCUUUCAAAGACAUUGCUCAGCUAACAGGAUAUACCAACAGGAUUUUCACACUGCUAGCUGUACUACACAGAGUUCAUUCCGCGGACUUUAACUAUGGCGCCAUAGUUGAUGAGGAUAAAGACUCGAAAAUCACGAGCGGCCCGCUAACAAAUACAGAGACUGUCCGUGGCACUGUCCAGCGAAGUUUUAACGGUAUACGACUCGAGAACAUUGACGUCAUAAUCCCUUCUAAACAUGGUAAAGAAGGUACGAAACUCAUUAACAAGCUGCGCUUUCAAAUACCACCUGUUAUUACCCUUGAUAAUACUAAUUCAGAUUCCCAGCUAAACAUUAGUCAAAAAUUGAUGUUUCAGAGUCCUGGAAGUAGCAUGCUAAUUUUGGGGCCCAACGGGUGCGGCAAAACUUCUAUACAAAGAAUAGUUGCGGAAAUUUGGCCAAUUUAUAAUAAGAAUGGUCUGCUUUCCGUUCCGGGUGCCUCUGAGUUGUUCUGUAUUCCUCAAAAACCUUACUUCAUUCAGGGAGGUACAUUUCGAGAACAGAUCAUAUACCCCAUGUCAGCGGAUACGUUCUUCGAUUUAGGCCAUAGAGACAAAGAGUUGGUUCAUGUCCUGGGAGAGGUGAAGUUGGACUACCUGCUUAAGAGAGGUAAAGGCUGGCAAUACUUGGAUGCUGUAGCAGAGUGGAAAGAUGUAUUGAGUGGUGGAGAGAGACAGCGCAUGAAUUUUGCUCGUAUUAUGUUCCACAAGCCAAGGUUUGCCGUUCUUGAUGAAGCGACCAAUGCAAUCAGCGGAGAUAUGGAAGACUACCUCUUCAACUUACUGAAAAGAUAUCGCUUCAAUUUCAUUACCAUAUCGCAGCGUCCAUCGCUGAUCAAGUACCACGAUCUGGCGCUAGAAAUUGGAGGAGACGAGUCUUGGCGUUUGCAGGACUUAGGAACAGAUGAGGCCAUUACGUCAAUCGAGAAGGAGAUCGAAACGCUCGAAGACAAGCUCGAGAAUGUCAACACCUGGGAAGAAGAGCGCUCAGCACUAACAAAGAAGUUAGCUCAUAUUUGA